Molecule: messenger RNA, 678 nt
Organism: Chanos chanos (milkfish)
Lineage: Eukaryota; Metazoa; Chordata; Actinopteri; Gonorynchiformes; Chanidae
Gene: lyve1b
Product: lymphatic vessel endothelial hyaluronic receptor 1b
Exons: 5
Coding region: 1-678 (225 amino acids)
Biological process (GO): cell adhesion
Cellular component (GO): plasma membrane
Molecular function (GO): transmembrane signaling receptor activity; hyaluronic acid binding
Source: RefSeq, a predicted model, not a curated record
AUGCUUAAAGUCACACGGUUACAGCAGCCCUGCUGUUAUGGCUUCACAGCUGAUAAACAAAACAUUCCCAGAGGCUCCGUCAAAACAGACAAGUCACCCAUGCCUGUUUUUCCGGAAAAUGGCAGAAUAUCUGGAGUGUUUAUGGUCUAUCUUGAGAGUAAACCUCAGGUAUACAGUUUUAAUGCUUCUGUGGCCAGAGAAGCGUGUCAGUCUCUCAAUGUCAACAUAGCCACCAAAGGACAAGUGGAGACAGCUCAGAAAAAUGGUCUUCAGACCUGCAGGUAUGGGUGGGUUGCAGAGAAUUUUGCAGUUGUUCCCCGGACAGUCAGAAGUGAAAGGUGUGGUCAGAACAAGCUAGGGGUCAUAACAUGGCAAGCUGAGCCCAGCAAAGCUUUUGAAGUUUUUUGCUUCAAUGCUACAGCAGUGCUAACAGCACUAAUCAUUUCUGCUAGUGUGGUACUCCUGUUAGCAGCAGGAGCGGCAGGAGCAAUAUGGUAUUACAAAAUAAGAGGACGUAGUUUUCCACUGUGGACCAGGAUACGAAAUAAGGAGAUAAUUGAAACUGAGAUGUGGAGGCACUUUAGUAAAAGACAUCAAAACUCUCAGCAGCGCUCCAGAGAAGACGACACCAAGUCUUACGAUGACAUCACCGUCCAGAUGGAUCUUGACACAGACUGA